AAUAUAUUUUGUAAACGGUCUGUAUAAUUUCGCCCGACAUAUUGAAUGUUCUUUUAAUUUUUUUUAAGCUUGUAGUAACCUUCAGUUGUCACAAUGUAUUGCAAAUUUUGUUUGCAACUAUUUGCAACGUGUGAUGUAAAUGAUCUAUUCUUUUCUGUAUGUUAAUGCUAAUUUUAUUGUAAAAACAGGCAUAUUUAAAAUUAUUUUCUAAAUCUGUUUUUUUGUAAACGUAAUGUUUAUAUUAUUUUGACAGUUUGACGUCAACGCCCCUUUGCAUUUGUUUAUCGGUCAGUGUGACCAAGCCGAGUAUCUUAGUAAUUCGCCGAAGAUAAUUGUGAUAUUACUCUGAAAUGUAAGCACAAUGGCUGUAGUAGUAAAAGUUGUAAAUGUUGGUUCUGUGAGCGGAAUGUUAAACAAAUCACAGAGACUUCUGUUAGGACUGUUCGUUUUGUUGUUAGUUGAUGUCAUUUGGGUUUCUUCAUCAGAGUUGACGAAGUAUAUUUAUCAUAAUGAAAACUAUGAAAAGCCAUUCUUCAGUACUUAUGUGAAGACAUCCAUGUUUACCAUAUACUUAUUUGGAUUGUGUUUCUGGCCACCAUGGAGGGAUCAGUGCAGCAAACCGACUACCUACAUGUAUAUUGAACCUACUACAGAUGAUGAAAAUUUUUAUUCGGAAGCCAAUACAAGCCUGAGCGAUCCCACGUACGUACCAAUUAAAUUUCCUGAACCAGGGGACAAAAGUUCUGGAACAGAGAGCGAUGACUCAUCUAUUCGUUCUGUACGAUUCAGUAAACUUGCUGAGGUCAGGCACAUGUCUGAACAAGACGCGACAGAAGCACUUCUGGCCCGUCUUUCGUACCAAGCCAGUGUCCGUGCGGGAGAAGUGGCGAGACGGGCUGCUAGUAAAUUUCCACUCCAAACAGUAGCAAAAAUUGCCUUCAUGUUCUGUUUGCUGUGGUUUGUUGCAAACUAUGCAUACCAGGUAGCCCUACGAGAGACUGAAGCUGGUAUAGUCACUGUUCUUUCUUCAACAUCAAGUCUAUUCACUCUUAUUUUAGCUGCUCUUUUUCCUUCCAACAUUGGUGAUCGCUUUACGCUUUCAAAACUGGUUGCUGUUUGUAUCAGCAUAGCAGGCUUGGUGGUAGUAAGCCUGUCGCAGUUUUCUAUAGAAGUGAAAGUACCAACAGGCGUUAUUUUAGCACUGGUCAGUGCGUUCUUUUAUGCAAUGUAUUUAGUCUUCCUUCGACGCAAGGUGGAUCAUGAAGAUAAAAUGGACAUUCCAAUGUUUUUUGGUUUUGUUGGGUUGUUCAACCUAAUACUCCUGUGGCCUCUCUUCUUCCUGUUCCACUACAGCAAGUGGGAACUGUUUGAAUGGCCUUCGCACCACCAGUGGAUGUUCCUGCUGCUGAACGGCCUGGUGGGAACCGUGCUCUCCGAGGUUCUGUGGCUGUGGGGCUGCUUUCUGACUUCCUCGUUGAUCGCCACGAUAGCCAUCAGCCUCACUAUCCCCAUGACAAUGUUCGCAGACAUUGUGUUCAAGAAGGUGGAGUAUUCCGCAAUGUUCUACAUUGGCACGGUGCCUAUGUUCGUGGCGUUCUUUGCAGUGAUGCUGCUCGCGCAUUACGAGAACUGGGACCCGGUCAUGGAGUGUGUGCGCAGGUGUUACGUGUUUGUGUUCCGUCGGGGCCGCACAAUCAGAAUCUUGGAUGGUGAUGAGGAACAGACUGAAUCGCUGAUAGGCAUAAAUUCAAGUGAACAUGAGGCGUAAGCGUGUAAUUUGUAACUAUGUGUCUAUUGUAUUGUGUUUGUAGUUAUUUGAUACAUCACAUAGAUAGAAAGUGUUCAGAAUAUUUGCUGCUUGGCACAGUUUUUAACAUCUGCAAAUUUUGACAUAUUAAUUUUUCUUAUAUUUUUAUCUAGUCAAGGACAGUGUGGAAAAUCCAUUUGGUUUUACUUCAUUUACAUUUUAUGCAGUUUUGGAGUUGUUAGAGAUAGUGUUUGAUGUUCUUAAGCAGUGUUUCGAGCAGCAAAUUUGACCCAUCUGUGAUUUAUACGUGAGAGGUUUAUGUGACUAUUAAUGGUGCGUGUUCACUUGUAUGUUAAUUUUAUAGAGCACUAUUAUUAUUAUUUUCAAAUUCUGUGAUUGUUAAAGAUGUUAAAAAAGGUCAUUAUGUUUUUGUGGACAUAUUUUUUUAAAAUUAUUGUUAAUAUUUCUGUGUAAUCUUUUAAAAAUAGAGUUUUAUUUAUAUUUCACAUUUUCGCACAAAAAUACCUCAAUAAAAAAUUUUUUUCAGCAUUGAUAGUGGUUUUUCCUCAAGUACGUUAUGAGAUGCAUCAAGAAAAAUUUAUUCCAGUCAUCUGAUUAAAAUAUCAAGGCAUUUUCAUGCAUGCAGUUAGUAACUUCAAGUGACUCGUCAGCCAGUCAGCUUUUGUUAUUUUCAAUGUUGGCUUGUUUGACUGUGCACAUGAAUGCUGAAACUUUACACCAGGCGGUUGCCACGUAAGUGACGCACAGCUACAGCUAAAAAUGCUAUCAGUACUCAUGUAAUGAGGAAAACUGGAAACAAACUGAGUUUCAUUUGUGCUUGACAAUUUUCAUCUCUUAUUACCAGCCAUAAUGUAAAAAAGAAAAAAAAGUUUCUUAAUGUUUGAAAUUAGCAUUUGGAACAAACACAUUUUAUUUAGGUAAACUGUCAGGUAAUUCAUGCGAAGCUUGAAAGCUGAUGUUGUAGUCAGUAAGAUUAUAUUUGGGCCAGUAUUCCAAGACACAGAAGUAAGGUUUUAGGUGUUGAAUAUGCUACACCUGAAACCUAACCGUAUUCCUAGUGAAAUAUAGGACACGGCCAGUCCCUUAUUUUUAGGGAACUGAUUUCGGUGUCCUUUCCAUUGCCGAUGUGUAGCCCCAAUUUUUGCGCAUGCGCAGAGCUCACUGUUACUCGGAAGUGUUCCUGACACUAUUGAAAAGGGAAAAAUGCUGUUUGAGGUGUUGGAGCUGCUGAUGGCUCUAGUAUCCGAGCCACAAAUCAACAAGACAGGAAUUGUGCAAUAAAGUGAAUAUGUAGCCUCUUGGCACCCAUGGCAAUCCUGUGCCCCCCCGUGGCAUCAAUGGGUGAUCGUAAAAUCUGCUAAAGAGGACCCUGUCGCUAAGUCCACGUCCCUCGACAUCCUCAGUUGUUGGAAAAUGGUGUACGGUGAGGUGGAAGACCAUCCCUGCAGGAAACAAAAAAUGGCCAUGAAACCUUAACGAGGCCUGCCGGGCCCUCACGCCCUGGUUCAAACUUGAAGAACCACUCACGGAAUAAUGGUAAUGGCCAGACUGGGCGGAACUUCUGGCCAGGAAAAGGACUGUGACCGGGGCGUUUAGCUGUAAGCUCCGGGGAGCUGGAGAGGGUGAGAUAUCUAAGGGGCUGGUCCUUCAGGUCCCAGAUCCCAAGGUGAUGCGACCGGACUAGGUCAGUUACCCCGUCAUUUUACGGGCUAACUGGAAAAGCUCCUAUUUCCAUGAGAAAUCUAGGCAGUAGUGUGGGGCGGCCAGUCAUACUGGGAGUUCUCCCACUGAGGUUUUCUCAGCAUGCCCAGGCAGUGUAGUUUUGGCUUCAUUUUUAGUGUGUGGUCGCUCGGAGCUUUCUGAGCAAGCCCCAGGAUUCCCCAAUCCAAAACGGGUGAAAGUAUGACCAGCGUCACACUGCUCCGGUACUAGCCUGGAUAGCUAGUAGAGGUUGGAUAGGUCCUCAGCCGAGUCACGGGCUCUCUAGGGUCAUAGCCAGCAGGGAAACUAUUGUUUGCUGAAUUGGCUAAGUGUUGGGUGGUAUGUCUGCUGGGGUGGUCAUUCAUAGACCUUCAUCGACUCCUCCGGGCCGCAAUGAAAUGGUGUAGUACAAGUUUCCCUCUCCAUAAGGGGCCACGCCGCUUCCCGUCAGACUCUGCUCCUUAAGGGGAGUAUGUGCCGGCUGCAAGGAUUAGGAGCUCAUGUAAUAAAUUUCGCAGAGCGUAAGAUUUUAAUGAAUGUUGCCUUGAGUUCGUCCAGAUGGCGGACCCGCUCUGGCACCAUUAACUUUAAAUAUAAAAUUUUGUGAAUAUGGGGGGACGUACCUAACGUAUUGGUGUUCCAAAAGAAACUUUAUGGUAGGGAAAUUAUCCUAGAAUACAUUUUGUACACUUAAAUGGUCAUAACAAGAAAUAAAAUCACAACUUAAAAAGUACUUGAGAAAAUUAGAGUAACACUAUUCAAUUUGUGUGACGGUCUGCUAUCUCUAGGAUUUUUCAGUAAAAAAUUGUAAUGAUGGUUGCAAAACAUCCACUAGAAUGCGUUGAAACCUGUUUCUAGCCUCACACUGGGCACCGUUUAUUAAAAUGGUUGCCUUUCUGUUACCUUACUAGAAUUUGGUUUGGACGUGUUCUGGAAUAUGCCCUGCUAGUAAGAUUACGGUUGUAACCCAACAGGGCAGUACUUUUUUACUACCGUACCCGAAUGUCUUGGAAUAAUGCCCUAGAACUCACUAUUUCAAAAUAACCAGAUAUAUUUUUCCGUGUGUGCUUUUUUCAACCAAAAAAAAAAUCCAUUAAUUGUUUAUUGCUGGCCCAAAUGUAAUUUAUUGAAGCUUUAGCCAUGCUCUAUUAAGCAUUGUACAUUUGUUUAAGACAUUUUAUUUAUUGUAUAUGGAUUUACUAUUUUCAAGAUAAAGGUUAUAUAUUUUUUAUUAUAUAGCCUAUUAUGUUGUCUUUUUAAGAUGAAAUUUAAUACAUUAUAAUUAUUUAAUAGUUAAUUUAUUGUUAUAAUGAGAUCUGCAAGUUGUGUGCUGCAUAUCAUAAGCACUAAUAGUGUAAUAGUAUACUGUACUUAAUUUCUGUGAUGUUUAUUCUUUUCAUUCUACAUAUGUUUUUUUUAAAAUUUUAAUAUGUAUUUUUAUUUGAUAGUGACAAUGGUAGCAAAGCUGCAGUGAGUUGGGCAGUAGUUGCUUGUUAUUUUUUGGACUGCUAAUGACCAAAUAAAAUAUCAGUGACAGUCACAGGAGUGAACAUUACACCACCAAGAUGAGUCUUGUUCAUUGUGCUACCAGUGGUUUUUUAAUUGUUUGUUGCAUUCCAAACUUUCCUCCUUGUCCCCAAAAACAAGGACAUUAAGGACAAGGACUUAAAUGUGUUAACAUUUUCUUAGCAAAGUAAAAACAUUAUAUAAUAUCUUUCAGUAACAAACAUUAUGUUGGGACCCACGAAAACUUUGUCUAAUGUUUGAGGGGGAACAAGGGUUGAAAUAUUUUAUUUUUCUAGCAUCAGUGGAAAAUCAGUUUGAUUUCUUGUGAUUUAGGAAUUGCUGAAAAAUUUUUGUGCUUAAGUUUUAUUUAACACAAAUGUAGUGAAACUUAAGGUAUUCAUGUAGAAAAUCAUGCGUGCUUUCUUUUAAUCUGUCGCGGCAGAAACAAGACUAAACUUAAAAUAUAUAUUAUAGUUCUCACACUUUGUUUUUGAUUUCUUUCCUUUUGUUAAUGGGAAUGAUAUAUUUUGAUAAAUUGUUUUUAUUUUUUCGGGUUGGUGGGGGGCGGGGAACAUCGCCCAUUGUAUUAGAAGUUUUAACAUUAAAGAAAUAGUGUGUGUGCUUGAAAGUCACUGAUAUUUUUCAAUUAGUCACUGAUGUUAAGUACCUGUAUAAAAUGAAAUAAAUGAAAAAAAAACCUUAAGGGGGGAAAAUUUAAUGACUAGGAAUGGAAUAAAAAUUGCAAGGAAUUGUCUGAAGAAUGUUAUAUCUUGUUUGCAACUGCAGUAUGCUUUAGCACUUAUUUUUUUUAAGCCAGUUCAUAUUUGGAAACAUUUUUUUUAGUCAUGUGCAUUGAGUAACUAGUAUCUGUUGGUGUGAUUUGGUUUUUGAAAAUUGUUUUAAAUGUUACAUUUGGAUGAGCAUUUAUUUCAAAAGGGUUUUACAGGUUCACUUGUUAACAUGAAUGGUUUAUCAGUAUUAAAUAUAAGGCUUUAGAAUGUUUCCAAGUAACAUUUUGUAAUGAAAUGCUUUGACAUUUAAUUUAGCAUCUGCUGUGGAAACUAGUUUUACUACGAACUGUUUAGUUUCUGUAUGUUUUUCUAACAAUUUUACAUUAGGUUUAGUAAAGUUAAUAUUGUAAAACAAAGGUACGCAGUUGAUUAUUUGAAACUCAAAAUAGUUUUUAUGCAGUACAUGUAUGGUUAAAAUUGUAAUCGUAAUAGCUUAAAAAAACUAAAAUAUAUAUUUUGUGCUAAUCCUUGGCAGGUGUGUUUUUUUAAAAUUUAGAAUCAAAAACUUGUUCUCACAUGUAUAGUAGAAAUAUAUCUUUAAUUUUAAGAGCCAGGCAUGUGGCUAUGCAGUAUUAAAUAGAAGAAUUAAACUUGGGAAGUAGUUGUGCAACUCCUGUGAAAAAAAAAAUGCCGUUAGGUUCCUGAAGAGCGAAAGCGGCCUGGGUAAUGCCCCAAGAACCUGGUCAUUCCGGCUUGCCAACAGCACAAUAUAUCUGAUUCACUGCCAAGGGAAGAGUGAAAUGUCAUCCACAGGUUCACUGACACAAGAUUUUACUAGCUGAUGUAAUUGAAAUGCACAAAAAAUAUAUAUGAACACUAAAAAAUGUUUUUUUUUUUGUUAAUUUUAUAUAUUGGUGAUGCUGCUUUGCUAUAUUAUUUUACUUUAUUUUAUAAUAUGUGGAAAUGAGAAGGUUUUAGAGGUAGAUUGCACCUUUUGUUGACAUUUAAAUUUUUUUUUUAUCAAGCUUGGAUAAAAACAUAUAAAGAUAGAUAUAUGUUAUAAAAUGUUGCCAGUUUAUUGGUAAAACAUUUUGGUGUGCAGAAUAAUAUAUUGCUGUAAUUUUCUAUAACUUUAUUUUGCUUUACUUUUUUGUGUUAACUAGACUUUUAGAAGUUGAUACCACAAUCUAAAUCUUAUAACGUAAAUGUGACUGCAUAAUGUGAAAGGAACUGAUUUCCUUGGGAAGUCGGGCUUGCAACUUGAUUUUAUCUCCUUAAGUCGACAGCCAAGUGACUACUUCUCUUGUGUGUGUAUUACAUCGAUAUUGCAUUGACUUUCUAAUUUCUAUCUUGUUUUGGUACAGUGUGUGAAGUUUAAGAUUACCUAUGGUGGUAUUUAUAUUCACGUCUUGAGCAAUUCCUUCGUCAAGAAAUUCUUAUAUGCAUUCUUAUUUAACAUUUGUGUGCCAUAGAGGUUGCUUGAGAUGAUCUGAAGUGAUCGCAAACAAGACAAUCUUGAUGAAGACCAUCUUAUGAUAGUCACAUAUUUCUUAUUUAUGAGAGGGCAUUCUCCUGUCUCAUAGUCGUUGUUUGAGAACACCAUCGUAGAAGCAUGUUUCAUAGUCGCUGAGACCGUGCUUAAGAACACGAAUAAGAUCGUCUUUGCCAAGACCACGGCAGGCAUGUCUCAAGCAAUUGCUUGUUCUGAUCGCAAUGUAGAAAAUGGCGGAUUCUCGUGAACCUUGUAUUUUUAAACUUAAAUAAAUUCUGUAUGAAGUGCUGAAGCAAUUUUAUAUGUAUUUUAAAUGAGAUUAGGGUUUGUUUGUGACCAGUGGUUACAUUUUCAAGUGCUAAACAGACACGUUUAUUUACAUAUCGAUCACAGAAUGAGUACAAUGGAUGUGGAAAACGAUGUGUUUAAUGAUGGUUGAUGGUACAUAUCACAAUCGGAAAAUUUAAUUCUACAUUCGUGACACCCAGAAUACAUUAAAAAUAAUUUAAGAAAAAGUGGCAUUACAUUGUUGAUAUACAGUAAUUUUCCACAUUAUUUCGUCAGAGGAUUGGUAGUCUAAUGGUUAGGGAGAUGGGCUUCAUGUCCAUGCAUAGAGGAAACAAUAUGAAUGUGGUUCAAAUCCUGGCACUGACAAUACUUUUUUUUAUUGUUACAGUUAAUGAAAAAUGCAAAUAUAGCUUUAAGAGAAAUUUUAUUAGAUUAAUUUUUUAAAAUCUAAUUGUUAUAAUAUAUUUAAAUACAUAGCUCAGUUUAUUGAUUUGGUUAUUUCAUACGCAGUAGGCUUUGAGACCUACUGUAGUCUAUAUAUUUUACUUAUAAUACAAUUAAAUUAUAGAAUCACAAGUAACUUAAACAAGAAAAAUUAACCUAUUAUAUGAGGAAAUUAAUGUCUUAUAUUAUUGAUGAACAAACAAACACUUUAUAAAGGGUUUUACAAAAUUUUAAGUUCCUUACUAUGUACCCUUAUCAGAUUCGUUCAAACUUAUUGUUAUAAUUCUAAACAUACAUUUUUCUUACUUAAAUAAAAAAAAUUCUUUUACUGUGUAGUUAAAUCUGAUAUUUUUAUUAAACAAACAUUUACUGUACCUUAUCCUGAAGCUGAAGCAGAGUGACAUUUUAUAAAAUAAAAAAACAAAGUUUUUCACUAACUGAAAUAUUUUUUGAUAAUUCUGUAAAGACAAGUAGCUUUUAAACAAGUAGUAAAUCAGUAUUAACAGUUCUGAAGAUGCUAACUUAAUUUUAUUGCAUUAUUUUGUUAAAAGGGUAUUAUUAUAUCGUUAGAUACAUAAUUUUUUAGUGUUAAACUUGCACAGGAACGUCAAAAGUCUAUAAAGUUCUUAAUUUCAUUCAUCUCAAGUGACACAAGUUGAGAUGUACUAGAAGGUGUGCAGAUUUGUGGUCGCAAAACAUUAAUUUUUCCAUGUGUGAUUCGAGAGUAUUAAAACAAUAAACAAAUUCCUCACAUCAACGUACAAAUGCACUUCGAAUGUAGUGAUAUAUACUCACUAAAUCUUGUUACUAUAAAUAGCCUCAAAUUCUGGGGUUUCAGUGCUUGGUGUGAAUAGUACCAGAAUAUUUAACGAAAACAGUUCAAUCGGCAAAGUUCGUGUAUGCUCGUGUCUUUUCGGCUGUCUCAAGUAAGUGCUUCGUCAAGUCGUAAGUACGGCAAACAAGCUAUUGAUUGAGCAUGCAGUCUUCAUGAAGCUCGUCUUGUUCGCGGACUAUGAAA
Molecule: messenger RNA, 8948 nt
Organism: Bacillus rossius redtenbacheri
Lineage: Eukaryota; Metazoa; Arthropoda; Insecta; Phasmatodea; Bacillidae
Product: solute carrier family 35 member F5
Exons: 10
Coding region: 362-1768 (468 amino acids)
Cellular component (GO): membrane
Source: RefSeq, a predicted model, not a curated record